Jaminaea rosea is the source of this 1449-nucleotide messenger RNA. RefSeq lists its product as hypothetical. The record is from RefSeq and is a predicted model, not a curated record. The transcript is spliced from 4 exons. Gene Ontology annotation, molecular function: mRNA binding. Bases 83 to 1090 code for a protein of 335 amino acids. Gene Ontology annotation, cellular component: cytosol. NCBI's taxonomy places the organism in Eukaryota, Fungi, Basidiomycota, Exobasidiomycetes, Microstromatales.
CCAUUCAACGCGAGUCCCCUUAUCGCUUCAUCACACGCGCACAAACACAUACACAAAGCUACUUCGACCGACGACGCCGAUCAUGUCCGCAGACGCUGCCGCCGCCGCUCCCGCCCAGGAGGGCCACAAGGUCUUUGCUGGCAACCUCGCCUUUGCCACGACCGAAGCCGACAUCAAGGCCAUCUUCGCCGAGGCUGGCGUGGUCAACGACGUCCAAAUCAUCACUCGCGGCACCCGUUCGCUCGGAUACUGCUUCAUCACGUACCCCACGGCAGCCGAAGCCGAGGCGGCCGUCUCCAAGCUCAACAAGAAGGUCGUAGCCGGCCGCGAGAUCAACGUCGAGAUCGCCAAGCCGCAGGAGGAGCUCGAGGCCACGCGCGAGGCAAAGGCGGCCGCUCGCAAGGAGAAGGCUGCGGCCAAGAAGGCCAAGCAACAGGAAGCCAAGGCUGCAGCUGCUGCCAACGCUCCAGCAGAGGGUGAAGAGGGAGCUGCGACGACGACGAAGAAGACAGGUCGUACCCGCAAGCCUCGCGCACGUAAGGCGCGCACCGACGAGGGGGAGGAGCCGGACAACGUCGACGCCGCCGCCGCCGCUAACGGGGAGGGUGGUGAGAAGAAGUCGUCGACGCGCUCACGCAAGCCCAAGACCAAGGCCGCCGUCGUCAAUGGCGAAGUCGAAGCCGUUGACGGUACAGCUGCUGCCACCUCUGCCAAGAAGACGGCUCGCCAGCCGCGCGGUCCCAAGGGUGCUCCGGAGGGCGAAGCGUCCAAGACUCUCCUCUUCGUAGCCAAUCUCUCCUUUGAAGUCGACGACGCCUCUCUUCGCUCCGCCUUUGUGGAGCUGGGCGGUCCUGAGCCCAAGAGCACGCACGUUGUCCGUCGUCGCUUUGGAGCGCGUAGGAGCAAAGGAUUCGGGUUCGUCGACUUUAGUGGGGAGGAGGAGCAGAAGAAGGCUCUGGAGGUCGUGCAGGGCAAGGAGUGGCUGGGAAGGCAGUUGAGCUUGAAGGUGGCUAUUCAGGGGAGCAAGGAGGAGGCGGAGAAGGAGGCAAAGGAUGAGGCGGACAAGGCUGAGAGCGCUGGUGCGGCCUGAGAGGGCGGUGAAGGGGAGGGAUGAUGAGUCACUCGAAGAGAGGGGGAGGGGGCGAUGCGUAGGAUGCAGAUGCUUCAUAUAUUCGUACUCUAAUGGGAAGUAAGUGGGAGACAUCCUCAUCCUCAACGUGAUCCUCAACCCUUGACGCUCGACGACGGCGGCGGCGCUGCGACGGCGUCGUAGCUCUUCAAGCUGGCCUUUGCCGCUCUACUGCCCGCCUCGCAGAGCGUGCGCAGCCACCCUUCCCACGCCUGUCCUUUUGCAGGACGCGGCGCAGAGGCAAGCAUAGCCAUGACACCACCAGCAAACGAGUCACCCGCCCCCGUCGUACUCCUCACCUCGCCCGCUCCAAGGGGCUG